CGUCCCGCGGUCAGGUGACCCGCUGACCGGGAGACGGCGGCGCUGGACGCCACCGGGGACCUGUUGCUUAAGGACGCUUCCUUGGGGUGACCCCUGAAGUGUCUUUCGCCUUCGCGCCAGGCCUGCCGCCGCCGCCGGCUUACCAUGGCUUCUGGUCACACCGUGUUGAUGCGGUUGGUAGCCUCAGCAUAUUCUAUUGCUCAAAAGGCAGGAACAAUAGUCAGACGUGUUAUCGCUGAAGGAGACCUGGGUAUCGUGGAGAAGACCUCUCCAACCGACCUGCAGACCAAAGCCGACCGGCUGGUACAGAUGAGCAUAUGCUCCUCACUGGCGCGGAAAUUCCCCAAGCUAACGAUUAUAGGGGAAGAGGAUCUGCCUUGCGAAGAAGUGGAUCAAGAGCUGAUCGAAGAUGGUCAGUGGGAGGAAAUACUCAGGAAACCGUGCCCUUCAGAGUACAGCACGAUUAAAGAGGAAGAUCUUGUGGUCUGGGUCGAUCCUCUGGAUGGUACCAAGGAGUACACUGAAGGUCUUCUUGACAAUGUGACAGUUCUUAUUGGAAUUGCCUAUGAAGGGAAAGCCAUAGCAGGAGUUAUUAACCAGCCAUAUUACAACUACCAGGCAGGACCAGAUGCUGUGCUGGGAAGGACAAUCUGGGGAGUUUUAGGCUUAGGCGCUUUUGGCUUUCAGCUGAAAGAAGUGCCGGCUGGGAAACACAUUAUUACCACCACCAGAUCCCACAGCAACAAGCUGGUUACCGACUGCGUCACUGCCAUGAACCCUGAUGACGUGCUCCGAGUGGGUGGAGCAGGUAACAAGAUUAUUCAGCUGAUUGAAGGCAAAGCUUCUGCCUAUGUGUUUGCAAGUCCUGGGUGUAAGAAGUGGGAUACUUGUGCUCCAGAAGUUAUCUUACAUGCUGUGGGAGGCAAGUUAACCGAUGUCCAUGGAAACGGCCUUCAGUAUAACAAGGAGGUGAAGCACAUGAACUCCGCUGGGGUCCUGGCCUCCCUGAGGAAUCAUGACUACUACACAAGUCGAGUUCCCGAAUCUGUUAAAAAUGCACUCGUUCCUUAAAGGAACAUCUCGCUGACUUAGCCAAGAGAAGGACAGCUGCAGGAAGAGGAGAGAGGAGAGGUAACCAUGUUCCCAAGGUCUCAGCCCUGGAUCAGGAGAUCCUUGAAGUUGAUCCUGACACUAAGGAAAUGCCGAAGCUCUUGACUCGGGCAGUCUGUCCAACCUGUAGGUCACUCAGCCUACCAUUGGUAUGAAUUUCAAAACACCCCAUGGAGCCAUUUGAAUCUUUCUGCAGCUCUGCAAUAUUAUCAAUAAACCACAAACAAUCUAAAAAAAAUGCACUGGUUCUUUAAAGGAACAUCUCAUUGACAGCUAGGAGAAGGGCUUGGUUCUCAAAAUAAUACUGUUUAAGAACAAUUGGGUAUAAUUAGAGCUUCUUACUGAUCAGUGAUUUAUUUCUAGGUACUUAGGAGUAGAAAAUAGAUUUUUAAAACCGUGAUUAAUCAACCAGACCAAUGUUGAGAAUUGGAGAAUCUGUAAAGUCUGUCACAUUUCAUUUCCCCCUCUUAUUGGGAGAAAUGAAAGAAAGGUUUAGUCUCAACUGACUGUCUCAGUCAGUUGUUUAAUCAACAUUCCUAUUGUAUAAACCAGACUUCUUUAGGGCACAGAAGCACAAGUUGUUACCUGAAUCUCAUUCUUGUUUUCACAGUAAUUUUUAAAAUUUUCCUGUUAUGAAUACACAGAAAUUAUAUAUGUUAUUAUGUAUGUUGAUGAAACAGAUUUAUGGAAAAAUUGCCUCUUUAUAAUAAAUUAUUUCAUUCUA
Messenger RNA from Miniopterus natalensis, 1834 nucleotides. It is a transcript of the gene BPNT1, whose product is annotated as 3'(2'), 5'-bisphosphate nucleotidase 1. The record is from RefSeq and is a predicted model, not a curated record. Gene Ontology annotation, molecular function: 3'(2'),5'-bisphosphate nucleotidase activity. Gene Ontology annotation, biological process: phosphatidylinositol phosphate biosynthetic process. Lineage: Eukaryota; Metazoa; Chordata; Mammalia; Chiroptera; Miniopteridae.